This is a messenger RNA of Eublepharis macularius, 2760 nucleotides long. RefSeq names its product MORC family CW-type zinc finger 1 (gene MORC1). Gene Ontology annotation, cellular component: nucleus. The transcript has 28 exons. Bases 1 to 2760 code for a protein of 919 amino acids. Lineage: Eukaryota; Metazoa; Chordata; Lepidosauria; Squamata; Eublepharidae. Gene Ontology annotation, molecular function: zinc ion binding. The record is from RefSeq and is a predicted model, not a curated record.
AUGUCUGAAGCUUCCCGAUACGAGCCUCUUUGCAGGGCCGAGCUGAGGCUGGAAUAUCUGCAUGCAAACUCAACUACACAUGAUUUUCUCUUUGGAGCAGUUGCUGAACUAAUUGACAACUCUCGAGAUGCUGGUGCUACCAGGCUUGACAUCUUUACUGUGAAUGACGAGAAACUGCAAGGUGGAUUUAUGUUAUGCUUUUUGGAUGAUGGAUGUGGCAUGAUGCCUCGAGAGGUUAUGGAUAUUGUGUAUUUUGGAAGAUCUUCUAAGCGGACCACGUCUAAGAUGAUUGGACACUAUGGCAAUGGACUUAAAUCGGGAUCCAUGCGUAUAGGAAAAGACUUCAUAUUAUUCACCAAGAAAGAGAAUACCAUAACAUGCCUUCUUUUCUCUCGGACAUUUUGUGAGACAGAAGGUCUCACUGAGGUCAUCGUUCCAAUACUUUCAUGGUCAAGUAGUACAAGAAAGCCUGUAAUGGAUGAUCCUGAGAAAUUUGCCACCCAGUUGUCUAUCAUUUCUAAAUAUUCUCCUUUUAAGAGUGAAGCUGAACUCAUAAAACAGUUUGAUGUUAUCUAUGGGGGAAAGGGAACUCUGAUGAUGAUAUACAAUUUGAAACUCAUGCUCAAUGGCGAACCAGAACUUGAUAUUCAGACAGAUGAAGUAGAUAUAUUGAUUGCUGGAGCGCAUGAAAACCUUCCAGAGCAACGAUCACUGAGGGCUUAUACAGCUCUAUUAUAUUUUGACCCACAAAUGAGGAUAUUCAUUCAAGCCCAGAAAGUAGAAACCAAACGCUUACCAUACUGCUUUUAUAGGCCCAGGAAAUAUCCAUAUACCUCACCAUUUAAAGAAAUUGCUACUGAUAAACCAAAAACAGCAGAAAUGAAAGUGAAUUGUGCUGAACAUGCUGGAAAGGGAGCAGAGGGCAGACAGAAACAUUUGCAAGGCUCUCUUUUGCAUGAACACAAUGAGGUUGCAGUAUGGGAUGCUGUGGAGAAUGAAAAGAGAAUGAGGGGGAAACUCAAAGACACGCAAAGAAACGUUAGAAAAUCAAAAACACUCUACUUAAUAUUUGGGAUUAACAUUCAAGAUAGAAGUCGAGAUGGAAUGCUUAUCUACAGCAAUAGUCGAUUGAUUCGGAUGUUUGAGAAAGUGGGACCACAGAAGAAACCAGGAUCUUAUUUGGGUGCUGGAGCUGUAGGGAUGGUUGACGUACCCUUAGAAAUCAUGGAGCCAACUCAUAACAAACAGUCCUUUGCCAAUGUUAAGCAAUAUAACCACUUGUUGAAAUCAAUGGGACGCUAUCUUGUCCAGUACUGGAAAGACAUAGGAAUCAGUCAAAAAGGAGAAAUGUUUUUCUGGAGCGACUUUGGCUACUUGGGUGCCAAGUGGAAUGAGAAACCUUCAGAUACAAUUCAGUACAAAAGAAGAAGGGCAGUAGAGAUUCCAGAUAUUGUUCAGUGUGAUAUUUGCCUCAAGUGGAGGCUCCUGUCACUUGACACCAAUAUAAAUAAUGAACGAUAUCGUGACAUCUGGAUUUGUGAAGAAAAUAAGCAGCCCCUUGAGAAGAUAUGUUAUGUUCCAGAACAUUUACCCUCUAUUCCUUUGGGUACUUUUCACUCGCCAUCCUGGUCCCUGAAUGACAAAGGAAAACUACUUAUAGAUUCCAUCCAGCAACCUCAAAGGAAGCUGAAAAACCAGAAAUUUAACUUGGUACAACCACACACUGUGGUCCAGCAUACAGAAGAUAGAAGAAUUGCUAAGAAUAAGACAGUGUGCCAGAAGGAAGCUUUUCACAAAGAUCCAUCUCCAGCCUGCAGUUGUUUGAUUAAGAACAGUGCAAAUAAAAGACGAGUACGAAACUUGAGCUUUCAGAAGCAGCCUCCUGCAAAGCAAAAGAUUCACUCUCAGAGGAAAUGGCACCCUCAUCAGGAAGAAAAAUAUCGCCUUUCAGAACCGAAUGACAGGAUGAUUCACAAUAUGCCAAUGCUGCUGCCUCUUGAAAUACAAGAUGAACAACCAUUGAAUGAAAAGCCUGAGGUCAUCAAAAUUGAAACAGACAGUGAGUCAGAAGUAAUUUGUAUUAUAAUAUCUGACAGCGAGAAUGAAGAUUUGCCAAUGCAUGAAGAAUGUAAAGACUUUGCUUUCAUACACAAAGAUGAAGAAAAACAGGUGCAGCGUGGUGAAAAGGAAGACAUUCAGCUGAACUUGAAGGCUUGCAUAAUUCCUGAGAAAAAGGAUCUGUGUCAAACAGAUUCAGAAAGUAGUUCAACAGAACAUAAAGCGAGCAAUUCAGAACAAGCACAUGUUAGUGUGCAGGACUCUGGUGUUGCAGUGGCCCACUGCAAAACUAUUGAGACAUUAACAGACCAUAUAAAAGAAGUCCUGAUGUAUUUUUUACCUAAAUGUUCUCUUUCAAGAGAACAUCUUACAUGUAUGUCCACUGAAGAUAUUUUGUCUAUUUUCAAAUAUUAUUCACAAUGUGAAAGACAUACCUCAGAAAAAAUCCAGUCUAUAGGCCUUGAAGCUAAACAUGCUGAAGCUGAAGCUGAAACUAAGAUUGGUCUGUGUGAGGUACAAGUAAAGACUGCACAAGAAAGACUUAAUCAUCUUCGGGAAAAGAUGGCACAACUUCUGUUGAAAAUUCAUCCACAUCUUCUUAUAAAUAACCUGGAAGACAUUGAUGGCUACCUAGAAGAAAUUCAGAAGGAAGAGCACCUAAGUACAUUAUUUUGUGUGAAUACCAGCAGUGCCAGUGAAUGA